Molecule: messenger RNA, 3027 nt
Organism: Peniophora sp. CBMAI 1063
Lineage: Eukaryota; Fungi; Basidiomycota; Agaricomycetes; Russulales; Peniophoraceae
Source: the annotation of a GenBank genome assembly
AUGGCUUCGAGUUCUAGCUCUGACGACUUGUGCGCCCGCUGGACAGACCUCGCGGAUGAUGUGCUCUCCGUGGAGGAUAUUCGGGCAACUCUCGCACCUAUCGAGGACGACCUGUGGGUUGCCGCAGCUUGCCAGGAUCGGCUGCUCGACGACGCGGACGCCCAACGCUCGCUGUUGGAUGAAGGCAUCAAACGAAGUGAAUCGGCUGCGGAGCGCAUACGCAACCUGUGCGCGGAGACCGACAGUGCCGUCGUGGAAGAAACCCUGACGUCGUACUUCAAAGACGAGCCUGCGGAUGCACAACUCUGCCAUAUACGCGCCACUUUGUUCGCGCGCCUCGACCGCUUGAACGCAUACGUGGAGGCAUGCCAGUCUCGUGUACAAUCCGGCACGCGGGAAGAAGGGAUGAGCGCGGAUCCUGACGCGGACUGGGAGGAUGACCCGUGGGCUGAGGACGGGGACGAGGCGGCGGAGGCAGGACCGUCGAGCAAGGCAACCACGCUGGACUCGCUACCCAUAUCACUAUCGAGAUUCCUUUCCGAGGAUCUCCUUUCGCUGGCCUGUUUUGCUGCCGCGUCGGCCUCUUACGAGAUCAUACGAAUACUACUCAAACGCUAUGCCGACGAGCUCUGGCCAUACCGUUUCACGAUCCUGGACAGUAUACCCGAGCAUGUACAACCACUCGACUACCGAGAUCUGCUGCCUGCUUUUGACAUCAACGAUGAGCGCGAGGAGCUUUUCGAAGGCAGUCCUGCACGCAGCGAGCGUGACAUCGUGGAAUUACCCCAUGUACUCUCGUCGCUCGUGGCGUCUGGCGCUAUUCCCGUCGCAGGAGAGCAUGGACCGUCAUCUCGGCCUUCUGCAUGUCCCAAACCACUAUCAUCCGCCGAUCUUUUCGCGUGGUAUUCAACUCGUGUUGACCGCAUACUCGAAACAACGGGCAUGGCUGACAUCGCUUUGGCCUUCGUACAACACGGUGCAUCACAAGGCGUACAAGGCUUGGACGAACUCGGCGAGGAGCUUAGUCUCAUGGCUCGCCUAGCUUACGUCUCCGAUGCAAUCUCCGACAAAGAUGACUUGUCGUUGGAUCGUUGGCGAGCGAUGGACCCGGACGCAGUCGUCAAGGCGUACUUGAGCCAAUCCAGACCCGAGACCGUUGUCUCUGAUAUUCGCAAGCUCGUCAUGCCCUACCUCUUCGUGCUCGAGGCUCGCGCGGAGCGAGCUGGUCACCCAGAUCCGAAGCUCAUUACCCGGCUACUACACAACUAUCUCCUUUCCGCCCCUUUGAACGUUCUCGCGUCCGUGUUCGAUGCGUCAAAGCCAACGUUACCAGUAUCGCAACGUCUUCUUCGCGACGACGAGGAGAUGGCACGACUGGCGCUAGCUUGCCUCUAUGGCAGCGAUAGCCUGAACGAAUGGAGCACAAUGUCGCGCAUAUUCGAGUGCCUGCCUGCUUGGGACCUCAGUGCGGAAGAGGACCUCACCGAUGAAGGCGAUACGACACUAGUAUCGCUUGGCGCGUUUGUUGUACCGAGCACACAACACCCGCGCGUCUCGCCAGCAGAUUUGCUCAUGUUCUUCCAGCCAUUACCCGCGUCGUCACUAUCGCAUAUUCUGGACAUCCUGGACGUGCAUUUUGAGUCGGGCGAGAUACUGGCGCGCUGGAACGUACCCGCACCACUGCGGUGGUUCCUUCAGAGCAUGCAGGAUGAAGGCCAGCAGCGCUCGCGCGCAACGCGUAUGGCAAGGCGGCAUGGAGGAUCUGAAGAUAACUUGGACAGUCUAGAGGAAUGGGAGUGGCUAUUGGAGGACAUGCUCAAGCUUACGGAGGCCAAUGAGGCUGGUGUGAGGAGCGCUUUCGGCAGGCUAGCGCGCGAAGAGGUGAUCAGGAUAUACUUCAGCGGUCUUCUCAGUACCGGCAAGUUCGAUAUUGCACGGACGCUACUUGGGUCGAAGAAGCAUCCUCUUGGAUUGGACGAUCAGUCUAUUGAGGAUAUAUGCCUUGCAGCGUCACGCGAGUUUUACGACAAUGCGAGCUCUGGCAACUACCACUUUGGCGAGAUGAAGCUUGCGUAUGACUGUCUGAGUGUCCCGCCUCUCUCCGACAGGACACAGCAAGAGAAGGACUUCAUCGAGGCUACUUCACGCAUCUCUUCAUUCCAAGUCAUGUCGCGUCCCGGCAUGCCCAUCACACCUUUGGAAAUUCGGCUCACGAAGGACCGCCUCUCUCUUGUCGCACGUGUGCUUGGCAGCACAUCUGACGCGUACAAGUACCCCGAAGUUAUCCUCGAUCUUGUCGCGAAGCUCAACUUGAGCUCGGAUCCCGCCGCGCAGGUCAAGGCGCUUGCCAUGAUUGCCGACACUGCCAUGCAGUCUGAAGACUUCACACGUGCACACGAUACGAGCGAGCUCAUGGUGUCCUCUGUCCUUGCUCUCGAGUCUCAAGGUGCGACCGAGUCCGAGAUCGCGGCGGCGCGGGAAGUGUGUUGGAUCGCAUGCUUCCAGCUCGGGAGGCAACCCAUGUUUGAAGACGCCGGGAAGAAGCGCGCAUUGCUCGCUCGUGCGCUUGAGUUCUGCCCACCGGCCCAGAUUGGAGAUGUGCUGGCGGCGUGGAGAAGGCUGGAAGCAGAGGAACCAGUUGUACGCCAGCCGCGCCGGCGACGGGGCGCAGCUGGACGUGCGAACAGGAGGACUGCGGCAACGGCACAAGGAACAGUGCCAUCGUUGGCAGCGCGCAUUCGCGGACUCGGCGAAGCUCUACCUAUACCCAACUCCCCCGAUGCCGCGGCGCUUGCGCACACUUUCUCGCGCGUCGCCGCGAAUUUCCCAUUCUCCAGCCGAUUGGGAAGUAGCAUUGGACGGCCGAGUAGUGUUGCGUCUCUUGCAUCGGAUGACUCCAGUGCCACGCGGGGUCGAAGCGGUAGCCAAGAGCGUCACGGUUGGACGCGGGGCGAGGAUGUCCAAGCGCAGGCUAGCAAGGCGUUCCAGAAGGGGAUUGGAUGGCUCAUAGGCGCCGACGAGGAGUAA